AUGGAUGUGCCGCACGAAGAAGCAAACCAGGGCACCAGUUCCUCCCAUCAGGAACAGCAAGAACAACAGGAGCAUCAAGAGCGACAGGAGCAACAGGAGCACCAUGAACCGCAAGAAUCAGAAGGGCAGCAGGGGCCGCUAGACAACACCUCUUCCACCCGACCUCCACCUCAGUCUUCGACAGGAUCUUCAUCAACCAUCGUGCCCAAAGGUCAAAACUUCCUUCCAGACUUACAAACGAAUACGCCCACAUCGAUCCCGAGACGAACGAGUCGGGCCACUUCAUCUGCUGCUCCUAGUGAGCGGAAUAGCAUAUCCAACUCCGAAACACCAUUUUCUCCUUGGAGCGUCGGGUCAGAGAAACAAUUGGGAUAUCACUCGGCUGCUUCAGAUAUUUCUGGGGACCGAGUUUUCCCCAUACGAUCCGUCAUCAGUGUCGACCCAAACUCUUGUAAGAUCACCAGUGAUAAUUAUUUCUCUAAUAUGCCCGAACAUGAUGGCCGAACUAUUCCUAUCCAGAUCCCAGGUGCUUCCCAAGCUGACACAGGAUCAGAUCUGAAACGUUCAGACACUGUCCCAGCUAAUUACCAUUCACGUGCUCACAGCGAGCGCCUCGAUGCUAUCACGCGCAGGAAGAAUACCAUGAGCGGUCCCAUGUCGAGUAUCCAACUGGAUGCAACCCGCCAUGGAAGCAGUACGGCACCGUUGGAACUCGACAUAUCCACGUCAGACAACGACACAGAAACAGAUGAAUCAGGACCAAUGGGCAAUAAGUAUCCUGGCCUUGCACCGGCUCAACUUGAGCCCGAUGGUUCUUCCGCAGGAAAUUCUAGUAUUGAUAUCCCACACGUCACUUCUCGUUUCACCCAUGCUGUGACCGAUGACGGUCAUGCAGUCAUUACUGGCCGUGACGGCGUCCUCCAACGAUGCGAAGAUGAACCGAUUCAUACUCCUGGUGCGGUCCAAUCAUUUGGUGCUCUCGUUGCCCUUCGCGAAGAGAACGAUGGCUGUUUCGUCGCGCGAUACGUCAGCGAGAAUUCUGAGCGAAUGUUGGGCUAUACACCUAAACAACUUUUUCAGCUCAGGAAUUUUCUGGAUAUUUUAACAGAAGAGCAACAGGACAAUCUUCUCGACCACAUCGACUUUAUACGCGAUGAAGACGCAGAUCCCGCUGUCAAUGGACCUGAAGUUUUCAGUUUAUCGGUUCGAUCCCCCAAGCGCAAGGGUACAAAGCUCUGGUGUGCUAUCCAUAUAAACCCAGCACACCCCGAUUUAAUCGUCUGCGAAUUCGAACUGGAUGACGAUGUUGAGUAUCCUCUCCGCCCAGUGGAUGAGAUGACGCCCGACACGCCCCAUGACACUUUGCAAUCGAAUCCAACUUUGGAGGAGAUCGAAGACAGCACACAAAUUCUCAGCAAACCUUUGAGAAUUUUGCGCAGCGCGCGGAAGAGACGGGGCGAGCAAGGAGCCAUGCAAGUAUUUGAUAUCAUGUCCCAGGUCCAGGAGCAGCUCUCAUCAGCCCCUAAUCUUGAAGCAUUCCUUAAGAUUCUGGUGGGCAUAGUCAAAGAAUUGACUGGGUUUCAUCGUGUCAUGAUCUACCAGUUCGAUUCUUCCUUCAACGGAAAAGUGGUGACAGAGCUCGUCGACACAUCCAUGACGAGGGACUUGUACAAAGGCCUUCACUUUCCUGCUUCGGACAUCCCACGACAAGCUCGAGAGUUGUAUAAGCUCAACAAAGUCAGAUUGCUUUAUGAUCGAGAUCAGGACACUGCCCGAAUCGUAUGCCGGACCAAGGAAGACCUUGAUGCCCCCCUGGACAUGAGCCAUUCUUACUUACGAGCCAUGUCCCCAAUUCAUAUCAAAUACCUGAAAAAUAUGGCCGUGCGGUCUUCCAUGUCGAUAUCGAUCAAUGCAUUCAGCGAGUUAUGGGGACUCAUCUCUUGUCACUCGUAUGGUAAUCACGGCAUGCGAGUGUCUUUCCCCAUUCGAAAGAUGUGUCGUCUCGUUGGAGACACUGCAUCGAGGAACAUCGAGAGACUUUCCUAUGCUUCACGACUGCAAGCCCGCAAGUUAAUCAACACUGCACCCUCAGACAAGAACCCAUCCGGGUAUAUCAUAGCAUCCUCGGAGGAUUUAUUAAAACUCUUUGAUGCCGACUUCGGGUUGUUGUCAAUCAAGGGUGAGACCAAGAUCAUGGGCAACGUCCAAGAGAGUCAAGAGGCGCUGGCAAUGCUGGAAUAUCUCCGAAUGCGGCAACUUACAUCUGUGGUGGCUUCACAGGAUGUCAGAGAAGACUUUCCUGACUUGAGAUACCCACCUGGCUUUCAGGUAGUAGCCGGACUGCUCUACGUUCCUCUGAGUGUUGGUGGCAACGACUUCAUUGUUUUCUUCCGGAAGGGACAAAUUAAGGAGGUCAAAUGGGCCGGCAACCCUUAUGAAAAGUUUGUUCGAGAGGGAACUGCUGGCUAUCUUGAGCCGAGAAAGAGCUUCAAGACAUGGAACGAGACCAUUGUUGGCAAAUGUCGCGAUUGGAAUGAGGAGCAAGUAGAGACUGCGGCUGUGCUCUGUCUCGUUUACGGAAAAUUCAUCGAGGUUUGGAGGCAAAAGGAAAUGGCUAUCCAGAACAGUAAGCUAACCCAAUUGCUCCUUGCCAACUCCGCCCACGAGGUUCGCACACCUCUGAAUGCAAUUAUCAACUAUCUGGAGAUCGCCCUUGAGGGUACUCUAGACCAAGAAACUCGGGAAAACCUCGCCAGGUCUCAUUCCGCUUCCAAGUCCUUAAUUUAUGUCAUCAAUGACCUAUUAGAUUUGACAAAGACAGAAGAAGGGCAGAAUCUAGUCAAAGACGAGGUUUUUGAUCUCGCCAAUUGUAUUAGAGAAGCAGCGGGACCUUUCCUCAACGAUGCAAAACGUAAGGGAAUUCACUACACAAUCAUUCAACAUCCAGGAUUACCUCAGUUCGUACAUGGCGACGAGCGACGAAUUCGUCAAGCACUUUCCAACGUCACAGCAAACGCGGUGGCACACACGCACGAGGGCCAUGUAAAGGUGGAGGUUUUUGUGUCAGAACUCAAAGAUCAGCAGGCUGUGGUCGACUUUGUUGUUGAGGAUUCGGGCAUCGGCAUGAGCGCUGGUCAGCUUGACUCAUUGUUCCGCGAUCUCGAGCAGGUCAGCACAGAGGAAUCACCGAGGACAAGCACUCAUUUGGAGCAAAUGCCUCAUGAAAUGCGUACCCUGGGACUUGGCCUCGCUGUUGUUGCCCGUAUCGUUCGAAACAUGGACGGACAGCUUCGCUUAAAGUCUGAGGUUGGCCAAGGCUCAAGAUUUGUGGUCCAACUUCCUUUCCUCCUUUCUAAUGAGUCUCCCAGUUCGCAAUGUGAUGAUGGUGCAGCACCAAGUGGCCCAACAAACCAAUCUUCAAAUACCCGCGAAAGCGCUAACAGUCAAACAUCUGUCGUUGCUUCUAUGCCAGUUGCGCCAGAAGGUGAAAUCACUCUCGUUGACGGAGGUAGCUUCAUGCACUCUGCUAUCGAGGGCGGCGACGCUUCAGUACAGAAACAAAGCAGGGCAAGCCAACGAAGCAUGAGUAGCCGUGCCAGUCGUGGAAGUGAGCAAAGUGACGCCGAUCGGCUUAUCAAUGCGAUCUCUACUCCAUUUUCUUUGCACGACAAAGAGGGUACUGAGUUUCCUCUCUCAAACUCUGGAAGCACUUCCAUUCGGCCCACAUCUCGUGGUGUCGUUAGCACUGGCAGUGCCGAUGCUCGAUCCAACAGUCCAUCCAAUCGAAGUCCUGUUGCGGCGAAACCACGUAGUGAGCCUGGUAGUGCUAACGUUUUGGAUUCGAAAACCCCGAUUCGCGCGGUCAAGAUGCCCGACGAUUACACCAAUGUACCUGCGAAGCCGCAGACCAACGAGCAAUCCAGAAUACUGUUCGAGAUGAAAAACACUGAUCGACCUGCACCAAAGACUGCUACAGAAAGUGUUACUAGUGCAGGAACUCAAGUGACUGAACAGCAGCACCUUGAGGUUCUUGUCGCUGAAGACGAUCCAAUCAACAUGAAAAUCUUGAGGAAGCGUUUGGAGAGAGUUGGCCACGGCGUGCAUCACACUGUAAAUGGAGAAGAUUGUGCUGCAGCUUAUCGCGAAAGAUCAAAUGAUUUUGACGUUGUCCUUAUGGAUAUGCAAAUGCCAAUUGUUGACGGUCUGACAAGUACAAAGAUGAUCAGGUCCAUUGAGAAAUCUGGGGAGCAUCAUGGUCACUCGCCGUUAGCUGGUACCAAUCAUCGCAUUCCAAUCUUCGCCGUUUCAGCUUCUCUUAUUGAACGUGAGAAGCAGAAAUAUAUCGAUGCUGGAUUUGAUGGAUGGAUCCUCAAGCCCAUCGAUUUCAAGCGCCUCAACACUUUACUGGCUGGUAUCUCUGAAGAAGAAAUCCGCAGCUCUUGCCUCUAUGAACAAGGCCAAUGGGAGCGUGGAGGCUGGUUUCUUCCAAGGUGCAGUGUCGGCGGCUCAGAAACUAGUGAUGCGACUACACCAAGGGCCGAGUCCGAGGCGAAAGACAAAGAUAUUGGCGAAACCGCUGCUCCCGCCGAAGAUGGUAAGGCAGAGGGUGACGACAAUGAAACCACACCAAGUUCCUGA
Fusarium sp. VM40 is the source of this 4638-nucleotide messenger RNA. The record is from the annotation of a GenBank genome assembly. Lineage: Eukaryota; Fungi; Ascomycota; Sordariomycetes; Hypocreales; Nectriaceae.